AUGGACAAGCUGCGAGCGCUGCAGAAGCGAUACGGACAGACGGCUGCCAAGCCGGGCCUGUCCACCAGCAGCGCUCUGCUGUCCACCUCGUCAGCGGCCGACUCCACCUCAUCGCUCGCCUCCCUGACCUCCAUCGCCGCCGCCACCAAGCCCAACCUCUCCUCUGCCGGUGGCGCGUCGAUUCAGGACCUGCGGGCGCGGCUCAGCACCGUUCUGCGUUCGGCCGGCGUGGCGACGUCGACGACUCCCGCCGCAGCGGGCGACGCCUCGACGUCGUUGUCAUCGGAUCUGGGCGCAGCCCCCGUGGCCCGUGGCCCGUCGGCUGCCUCGACGACCAGCAGUACGGCGACGGACGCGGUGCAGGCCCUCAAGGAGCGUCUGGCGCGCAUCAAGCACACGGCCGCCACUUCGACCAGCUCCCGGAGGAUUGCUUUGCGGUUGACCCUCCUCGUGUGGGCCACUCUCGAGUUCUUCCAAAAGCGGAUCACCAACCCACGCUAUGCAACCGACAUUGUGGCGCCCUUCACCGCCCUCCUCCACGACCCCACCACAACCGCCCGCUGGCGCGCUUUCGGCUCGGCCCUGUUCCAUUGGGCCGUCUUCUACCUGCCCACGGCCAUGAAUCUGGCCAGCUGCAUCAACGUACCGUCGGUCGAGGUACAACUGGGAUGGGUGGGCGUCACGGCGCCGGCGCUGCCGGUGGCACUGAUAGUGAUGGCCGACGUGGUGGCGCUGUUCUUCGCAGGCCAGGCGGGGUACCCCGACGCCACGGUGCCGGUGGUGGUGGUCUGGGGCCUGUCAGUGGUGAUCUUCAACAGCAAGACCACCCCGGAGAUCAUCAUGGCCUGCUGGAUAUCGGUGGGCGUACUCGGCUACAGCGCCCUGGCUGCUCUGGCCGCCGCAACCGCCGGCCAGCGGUCGACAGAGCAAUACAGGGCGGGCCACCUGCACUCCUGCAGCGGAGGCAACGUCAGCGAUGAGUGCUCACCACUUUUGACUGCUCCCUGA
Acanthamoeba castellanii str. Neff is the source of this 1008-nucleotide messenger RNA. RefSeq lists its product as uncharacterized. NCBI's taxonomy places the organism in Eukaryota, Discosea, Longamoebia, Acanthamoebidae. The record is from RefSeq and is a predicted model, not a curated record. The transcript is spliced from 3 exons. Bases 1 to 1008 code for a protein of 335 amino acids.